Messenger RNA from Drosophila teissieri, 4741 nucleotides. RefSeq names its product probable serine/threonine-protein kinase DDB_G0272282 (gene Reph). NCBI's taxonomy places the organism in Eukaryota, Metazoa, Arthropoda, Insecta, Diptera, Drosophilidae. Bases 1166 to 2374 code for a protein of 402 amino acids. The transcript is spliced from 4 exons. The record is from RefSeq and is a predicted model, not a curated record.
GGCAUCUCUCCAGCGCCAGCGCAGAGAUUUUGAUUUUCAGAGACUUGGAGACACAUUGCCACAUUGUGGUCGCAAUGGCUUUUCAGUUGGAGCGCAACGUUAGCCGGUGACGGGCGGUGGGCUGUAGCGAAUAUACCCGAUAUAUACCCGAUACACACAGUAACACCGUAGUAACCAGCAAAGUCAGCAGGCGUAGGCGGAUCCAAAACAGUUGCACAACUGCAUUUCGCCAGGAAAUUCGAAAAUCCCCAAUGUGCAGUACUUAAGCUAAUGCCGCCGAGUGUUUGAAAACCAAUUUCGAUGGGUUAAACGGCAGCAAAGAGCCCAGCUUAACCCUUUGGUGGUGCGGUGUGCCUGUUGUUUUUUUUUUAUUUGCGGAUUUCGCGUCGUCUGGUUGCCGUUGCCGUUCCGUGGCCGUGCCAAAAAAAAUCGAUAAUUCCGUGCUGUAUAAGUUACGGCGAAAGGUGCGCGGAUAUUCCGUUCGGGAUUUGAGUUCGGUUCGGGUGAUUUGAGGACCACAGCCAAGUGUGCGCGAAAGAGAGUGUGUGGGAGCCGAGAGAUUGCAAAUCACAAUAAAACACUCGAAGCUGCAUAUUCAAAACUCGAAACGGAGUUUUCUGCACAUAAAAUAAAAUAAUUUGUGAUCAGUCAGAUAUCGGAAUAUUUGGAAAGCAUGCUAUAAUACUCAGAAAACAACUUCUCAAAACCAAAGCCGAAGAGAGAGUGCAGGAACUCUCUCACCGCUACCGUUACUCGCUGACUACGCAUUUACAACCGAAGAGAGUGCGAGAGAACGUAAACGUGAUUGAAAUUUUUGCACAAAAGGGAUGCGCCGCUUACGCUUUGCACGAGCGAGCGGAAUUGCACGACGAAGCAGCGCGUAAAAAUAACAAACAAAAAUACAUGCGGAGGCGUAUAAAUAGAAACGGCGUGUAAAGCGCAACGGCACAAAAGUCGGUAGUAUGUAGUAAUAGUAGCGCGAACAGAAGGCGAAGGCGAAGCACAAUUCGAAUACGACGUCGACUGCGGCGCCGACUGCGACUGCGGCGUCGUAGUAAGUUUUCUGCACUGUGUGCGUGCGUGUGUGUGUGUGCGCUGCGUGGGUGCAUCGUUGUCGUUGUGUGCGUGUGGCAUGUGAAACGAAUAACAGCCAAAGCAGAAAAUCAUGAUAAAGUUUGUCAGACAGAAAAAUCGCGAAAAUACACUGAGGGAAUCGAAAAAUUUUAUGCGUAAAAAGCGUGAAUCGAAUGACUCUGGCACCGAAUCUGAUGGUGAACUCCUCGAUGUGGAAAACCAACGUCACUUAGACGUGGAUAUGGAAACUAGUGUUGCUGGCCAAAAACCAAUAGCUUCUGCAAUGAUGUGUCACCAGCAGACGUCGUCAUCCUGCGCCCAUCUCAUGUACGACCAGCACAGUUCCGAGGAGGAGUUGGAGGUGAUCAACGGGCCGUCCUCGCAGGCGGGUCAGCAUCCCGGUACGGCGGCCACGGGCUCAUCGUGUGCCUCCCGGAUCUCGAAUCGCGGAUGCACCUCCUCGCUGGACACGGAGGCGCCCUACGAGGAGCGGGCCACCACCUCCAACUCGAAGCGUUCCAGCUCCACGCUGAUGGUGGAGAAUCGCAAGCGAUCGCUGGCCCACAGCUCCGACGAUGAGUUGCGCAACUCGCUGGAGCCGAUAUUGACGCCCGUGAAUUUUCGCACAUCGCCGCCAUUGGAGGCAUUCAAGCCAAAUCGUAGCCAUAUGAUGUUCCGCUCCACAACGCCACUGAUAUUAUCGGAGGCCCGAUGUGGCAUCGAAAAUAUUAAAUUAUGUGAUAAUAGUGUAAACGAGGAGAAUGGUGACAACGGCGGUGGCGUCGGCGGCGGCGGCGGCGUGGCCAAUAGCAGUAAGUGCGCCAAGAUUGGUGCAGGGAAUGCCAGCGGAACGGGAGUGGCAACCGGCAACGGAAACGGUGGCAACGAGAACGAGCCGAGUGUGAUCAAGGCGUGCAGCAGCUCGCUGAAGAUGAGCAACAGCAGCCACCACAUCUACCAGCCGCAGCCGAAGUAUAGUUUCCACUACAACAGCUCGCGGAGCAGUCCGGCCAGCACCACUGGCCUGGAUAUGGAGGUGCGUUCGGUCAGUCCGCCGGCGAAACUGUUCCACUGCGCCAUAUCGCCCAGGCGGCGACCCAGUAACAAUGCCAGUGGUACAACAAUAUCACCAUCGUCAGCAACAUCAUCAUCAGCCGCCACAACAACAACGACACACAAUGCUGCCAAUUCCAAUUCCGCCGGAAAUGCCGCCAAUGUCACCGCCGUCGCCACCCAGAGACUGCAGCGACCGCAUCGGCCGUGUUUAGAUUUUGAUAAGAUGCAGCAGGUUAGUCUCUAAUGCAGAGCACGCUAACACCAGAGCAGCAGCCGGAAAAGGAUCGUCGCAUUCGGACGGGGAGCAGGAUGGUCAACGGAAGGGGGGGCAAAUCAAAGACUUUUUAUACGAACCAACAACCACAGCAGGUCGCUGAAACUGAAACAGCAUGCGGAGGAUAACCAGAGAUUUUAGGGGCUGGUAAAACACCCAGAUUCUGGGAGCAGUUUCAAUGAUUCAGUUUCGAGGAUAAACAGCAGCGGGAAAUAUCAUCAAAUCAAAUUAUAUAAAUCUAAAGGUAAUUCAAAUUUUAACGCAAACCAAAAACACAAAGAGACAAACCUAAAAUUUACAAUAGAUGCAGCUAUUUUUUCACAAUUUUAAACUGAAAAACUGUAACAAAAACUGUAAUGAACACAGGAACACGGAUCGAAAGUUGAGCAGGAUGAACAAUAGGAUUAUAGAAGCUCCGGGGUGUAAAGAUCGCAAGUUGAUGCAAAAGUGAAUAACGCGGGGGGUGUAGAGAGGGAAAAUCAUAUGCCAGCCGUAUGAUAGAAUGGAUCACAAGAGUUGAUUAAAAAUAAGUAUAAGGAAAAGCUCUGGGUGUAAUGAAUUAGAUGAUAAAAAGCCAGCCAGUGGAAACUGUGAACUGUAAAUAUUGUAUUUGUGUGGUAUAAACCAAAAAACUUUUGAAGAAUUGGCAUGCCAUCGAUAAGCAGAGAAUGCGAAAUGUGGGAGUAGAAUGUAUUUUAAUUUUUUUAAAAGCCGACGAAAAAACACUUGUGGUGAUGUGGCAGAAGACUCAAACUCGAAAAAAAGAGACAAAUUAUAUUUCUAUAAAACGAAGGAAAGCUGAGAAAAGCGGAGGCGGCUAGAGGGAAAGCGGGAAAUUUGGGAAAUUGGAAAGUAUGGACGAGGAAAUAGCAAACAGCAAACAAUGUGAAGCAACAAUAGCAACUGAAAUAAUAUGAUAUAAACAACAGACAAACUGAACCUUUUGUAUGAGAAACGGGGGAGCCGGAAAGCGAAACUGUCGCAGCGACAGUUGAAAAGCAGUAAAAUUAUGUGUUUAAUGUACAACAUAAAAUAGCAAGCUAUUUUAUACACAAUAUUCAAUUUAUCCACAUUUAAGAGAAACGAUUAACGAAACCAAAAAGCUGCCAUCAACACUCAUGCAUACGAUUAAAGCUCUUUAGUUUCACCAAUAUGAUUGUUGAUUGCUUGGUGGUCAGCUAGUAAGCGCAACAACUAAACAACAAUUGGCAAAUGUUUGCAGGCUCAUAUGUGUAUUAGUAAAGCAUAAUUACUACCCUUCUUUGUCGCGUAUAUGAAGAAUUUAAACAAACAAAAAGAGUUCACAGCAAGUAAACCCCAUAUUCAAUUCAAGGAAAAACCAAAUGAAACGCAAAAACUAACAAACUGAAAACUGAAAACUAAAAACUAAAACCUAAAACCCAGUAAUGUGUGCAACCAUAGCAAAGCGAAAGUAAAAACGAAACAUACUUUUUUAAGUACCAUAUAUAUGUAAAAGCAAACAAUGAGCGAAAUAUUCAACGUAAUGCUAAUUUUAAAUCAUAUUCACUAACGAACGGCAGGCUAAAUUUCAGUUAACUCAAUGACGAUGGCGAGUAGUCAAUGGAAUCGCAAUGUUUCGUAUGCUAAUUUUUCUCAAUAACCAACCAUCUCAUGCCCACUAAAAACGUUUCACACACCCCACAAUCACAAUCACAAUCAACACUUGAGACACCUAAGACACUCGACACAUGGAACCUACCAAAACAGCAUAAUCCACACCACCAAGACACCAAGAAUCUAAUGUAAUAAUAAUGCGGGGACUCGAAGCUGGAGGAGGAGUUAGGAUCAGGCUGGGAGAUGCGAAGUGCAGAUAUGAUAUACUGAUACUAGGAGUGCAGUUUUCGUAAUUUUUAAUUAAUUAACUAAAAACAAACAAGCAGGCGAGGAUGAACAGAUAACAGAUGAUCAGAAGAACAGAAUUAUAUUAUAUAUGUGUAACAAAUGGGAGAAUCGGAGGAUAUCAUGGACUGAGCGUACAUUAAAGCGUGGAAAAGAUAGGAAGCUGGUGAAGCAACCAAUACUAGGAUUUUAGUUUAUAAGCUCUAAAGCGAUGGUAAGCAAGGAAAUUACAGUGAGAGAAUAGAACGGGCUAACAAAUACGGAAAGCACACACAAAUCUAUGGAAUGUAUGGCUGCGGGGCGUUUAUGUUGAAUAUUUUUGAGAAACAAAACAAAAAACAUUCAAAAAAAGAAAAAAAAGCGAAAAAAACCAAUUAUGUUGUAAACAAAAAAUACAAAGAUUUCAUUGCGUUUUGGGCCCCGCUGACAGGCGCCCAAACACUUGUGUUGUACAUAGUUACAUUAUUAAUAACAAUA